Condylostylus longicornis is the source of this 1726-nucleotide messenger RNA. It is a transcript of the gene PIG-M, whose product is annotated as GPI mannosyltransferase 1. The transcript has a single exon. Lineage: Eukaryota; Metazoa; Arthropoda; Insecta; Diptera; Dolichopodidae. Bases 141 to 1535 code for a protein of 464 amino acids. The record is from RefSeq and is a predicted model, not a curated record. Gene Ontology annotation, biological process: GPI anchor biosynthetic process. Gene Ontology annotation, molecular function: alpha-1,4-mannosyltransferase activity; GPI mannosyltransferase activity. Gene Ontology annotation, cellular component: membrane; glycosylphosphatidylinositol-mannosyltransferase I complex.
UGUAAUUAUAAAAGAAAUAAGCGACAUAUUAUUUAUAAUUGUGGAUAGAAACAUUUGUGUAAUCAACAAAAAAAAAGGACAGAAAGAAAUAAAACUUAACUUAAUAAUACAUAUAUAUAGGUAAUAUUUCUUAAAGCAAAAUGAUUAAAAUUUUAGAAAAAAUUUCAUUUUCCAAACAUUUAGCAAUAGCUUUAUUUAUUAGAAUAAUAUUAAUCAUAUAUGGAGAGAUUCAUGAUAAUAGUUCGUCAGAACUUUCGUACACAGAUAUUGAUUAUAGAGUUGUUACUGAUGGAGCUCGUUAUAUAAUUAAGCAUGAAUCACCUUAUAAAAGACAUACUUAUCGAUAUAGUCCACUUAUGGCACUACUUUUAGUACCAAAUGUUCUAUUUUUCGAUUGUUUUGGAAAAAUAUUAUUUUCAGUUUUUGAUAUUUUUGUUGGAUAUUUGAUAAAGGAGAUUGUGUACAAUGAAUUGAAGUCAAUUUUUUAUGAAAAUGCUGAAGCAUUUAACGUAGCUUAUCAAAAAAAUUUUAACAUUAAACAUAAAAAAACUGCUUGUGCAACAUCUGAACUGAAGAAGAAGCUUAAAAUGCCUGAUCGUUAUGAAAAUUGGGCGAAAUUGUCUUCAUUGGUUUGGCUUUAUAAUCCAUUAGCAAUGGUUAUAUCAACACGUGGAAAUGGAGACUCGUUGUCAAGCGUAUUUGUUUUGUUAACGCUAUAUUACUUUCAAAAAUUUGAAGUUAAUGAUUCCGAUAUCAUUUUAGCAGGAAUAUUUCAUGGUUUAUCAAUUCAUCUACGAAUUUAUCCAGUUAUUUUCAGUCUAGCUUACUUUUUAAACUUGUCUAAUUAUAAUUUCAUCGACAUUAAAAAUAUUCGUUAUAAAUUAUUCAUACCAAAUUAUAGACAGUUUUUAUUAGUUAUUGGAACAAUUAUUGGAUUUUCAUUUUUCACCGGUUUAUUUAUCCAUUUGUAUGGAUGGCCAUUUGUUUAUGAAACUUAUUUAUAUCAUUUUAAGCGUAGAGAUGUAAAGCAUAAUUUUUCGUUAUACUUUUUAAUGCUAUAUUUAUCAGCCGAUAAUGAAAUUCAAAGUGGAAGUAAUAGUGGAACUGAUGAGACAUUAUUGAUAGCAGGUUUUGAAAAAGCUCUUAUUACAAUGCCGCAAUUAGCUAUAUUCAUAUAUUUGAGUUGUACUUUCGGGUUAAGCCGAAAAACGUUAUCAUUUUGUAUUUUUUUGCAAACAUAUGUAAUGGUUACGUAUAAUACAGUGGUAACAUCUCAAUAUUUUAUAUGGUAUUUGGCUUUAUUACCAAUUUGUGUGAAAAAUUUCAGGAGUAUGCCAAUAAAAUUGGCUUUUUUGUAUUUCAGCGUAUGGAUAUUAGCUCAAGCUUUAUGGUUAUUACCAGCAUAUCUUUUGGAAUACAAAUCAAUGAACACUUUUAAUUUAAUUGGAAUUCAAGGGGUUGCCUUUUUUUUUGUAAAUAUUUUCAUGAUUCAACGUUUUAUUAAAUAUUUUGAUGUUUUUAGUAAGAUUCGAUAAAAUAGAAAUUUAAUGAUUUAUAAAAAUAAAAAAAAAAAAAAAAAAUAUGUCAAUUUUUGUUAGUUAAAUUAAAUAUAUUCGUUUUGAAAUGUUAAAAUUGAUUAAUUUCUUUUUAAAUAUUGUUUCCUAUAAGUUAUACUAUAUAUUAUCAGUGAAAUUGAAAUAAUAAAUUAGAGUAUGAAAUUUCAAAA